GCCGACUGCUUCAAAUCGUCGAACCGAAGAUGAAGAGAAUCAUUUUGAUUUUGAUUUGGUGCUUCUGCGAGUACAAUAAUUGCAUUGGGUAUCCGGAAGAAGAAGCCGUCGAGUAUCACGGAGGGGCGAAGGGUAGCAGCGCUCCCGAGAUCACCAAACUGAAAAUUGUCAGAGGUACAGUCAAAAUUGAAGCUGAAAAUGUAUGGCGAGUGAAGGUAGAACUCGAGGACGAAUCGAGUCUGGAGUUGAAAUGCAGACAAACCGAUGGAAUACUGAUAAAUGACGAUACUCCUGUAUGGCUUGCUAAACGUGCGAACAGAUUUGAUGAAAUCAUCUACACACGUAUGGAUUCGGUCCUUAGGAACCUGGGGCCAUUCAAAUUCUGUCAGAACUUCGACAGGAAAGUCGCCGUCACGCUAUUUCAUGAUCAGAAAAGAGCCGAAAUAUUCAUUGCAGACGUGCACGGGCUGAACGCCACUCGUGACUUGCCUGAUGAUAGUCUUUAUAUUUUAAAUUUACUAAAAGAACUGAGAUCACAAAAAUCCAUACACGACAUCGAAAAAGACCAUUUGCGCAGUGAUCCAGUACCAACAACUGUUUACCCUCAGUUGUUAAUUCAACUGGAGGCAGGCGAUGCACGGGAAAACCUGCAGCUAGCUUUAAUGCGUAUGCUAUCAUAUUGGAAUGCCGUAGACAUGCUGUACAGUCAUUUCAAACAGCCCCGAAUAAAGCUCAAUAUUGCGGGGCUCAUAGUACCUGCGGAUAGUUUCAGUGCGCCGUGGAUCGCAAAAGCCAAACAGUCGGACCAUCAUGAGCACAUAAAUGAUAAAAGAGCGAUCAUUGAAUUAGGAGAACAUUUUCACCGCUACGCCCAUAUAUUCUCCGAUGAUAAACACGACUUCAUGAUCAGUUUUAUAUCGGAACAGUUUGAUGACGAUCCUAGCGUUUUGGGUAUAUCAUGUGUAAAUUCUCAUUGCAACAGUAGAAAAUGUCGGGUUGCUGUAAUUAGAAAUUACUUGGAUUUGUACCUCGCCGGUGCUCACCAGCUCACGCAUCUGCUUUCAGCCCAUUCCGAUGAUUUGCUAACAGACUGCAAAAGCAAAGAGAUUAUGUCCGAUCUUCUGGGCGAGAGUAGUGGAAAGCGCGAGUGGUCUAGCUGCUCUCACGAUUUAUUGCAGAAUUUUUUCAAGAAGAGGAGAAGCGAAUGCCUUGACAACUGCCCUCGAACGAACCCGGAUUGCGGAAAUAAUCCGAAGCCUGUGCAAAUAGCGAGCACUCCCAAAAUUUCUUGUGUGCGUCAUCCUGCAGAAAUAUGUAAAAAGACUCAGUGGAUAAUGUUCUCUGGACACAUAUCAUGUGACAGAGGUAUCACAUGCCAUCGCAGCAAGAAAUUGGACCAUAUGUGUGCGAAACCUUCAUUAUCUCGUAAUAAAAGCAAACUUUGUAAAACAUCCUCUCCUAAGCAUAUUGUACCGGCUGAAGACGGGACGUUAUGCGGUUUUCCGUCCAAUGGCCCAAUUUCGGCAUGCUAUGCCGGUGAGUGCGUUCCAAUUUCUUCGGACAUUCCUCGAUGUCCCGAGGGUAAUUAGCUCGUGAGAUUUUGUGGGAGGAGUGAAUUUAUGAAAUAUCUGCUAUUAACGGUACUGUUGUGUAAUAUGAUGAGAUCAGAGGAAAGAAAAGGUUUGAUUUUCAGGAGAAGAUUUGAUUGUCACUGAUAUUUAGGGACAUGUUCCUGUUUUUCAGAAAUCUAUCGACAAUUAUUAGUGAUUAUGUCACUAAAAAUUGAUGACAGAGUCACUGCAUUUCAGCAUUUCGCACUCGUUGAAUUUUACAAUCCCAAAAGCCUAAUAACUGGGGAAAUUUAUUGAAAUUUCAGUCACAGUGGCGUCUGAAGUCUCGAUGUUGUGAGUUUGAAUUCAAUUUCAAAUGAA
This is a messenger RNA of Diachasma alloeum, 1931 nucleotides long. RefSeq lists its product as uncharacterized. Gene Ontology annotation, molecular function: metalloendopeptidase activity. Lineage: Eukaryota; Metazoa; Arthropoda; Insecta; Hymenoptera; Braconidae. The coding region runs from base 30 to 1589 and encodes 519 amino acids. Gene Ontology annotation, biological process: proteolysis. The transcript is spliced from 13 exons. The record is from RefSeq and is a predicted model, not a curated record.